This is a messenger RNA of Babesia bigemina, 1986 nucleotides long. RefSeq lists its product as hypothetical. NCBI's taxonomy places the organism in Eukaryota, Apicomplexa, Aconoidasida, Piroplasmida, Babesiidae. The record is from RefSeq and is a predicted model, not a curated record. The transcript has a single exon. Bases 1 to 1986 code for a protein of 661 amino acids.
AUGGACAAUGGCAUAAAGAAGGCGAAGCACUUCUCCUGCAAAAGAUACAGGGAAAAGCGUUCCUUCUUCCUCGCCUCCAUGUUCAUGAGAGCGCUCUCAGAGUACCACGAAGUACCGACGGAUGAUUUUAUCGCUUACUGGGCGUUGAAGACAGACAGUUUUGCGGCAUUUGGUGACGGUGCGGCGAGCAGUCCAAGCGCAGCGGGUAACAGUGGAAGCUCUGGAGCAGCUAACGCGGGGGAGGUGGAUCCCGGAGUGAAAGAGAAACCCAAUGUUAAGGAUUUUCGUUACAACAGUUCUGAGGAGAAGCCGUCGUUUAAAAGGAUAGCUGAUACGCUUACUGAGUACAAGCUCGUUUCUGAUAGUAACAGGUCAGACACCACAACGCCAUGCAUGAUCCGGCACGACUCCUCGGGGGACCUGCUUUCGGAGACAUCCAGAGAGGAAUCGGAUAUAACGUCGGAGGCUGGAAGCAGCGCAAAGGAUGACGUAGGUGUUACGCAGCUGAAAGACAACCCCAGGGUCAAGAAUUCCAUCUUUUAUGACGGUGAUUUAACAGCGUUCUUGCAGAGGCAGAAGCUGCUAUAUCGCGUUAUUGAGGAUUUGCAGACGUCGCUGUUCGUUUCGAAGCCUUCCGUGGAUUUCGUUCCCCAAAUAAAUCUGGAGUCCAUCGAAAGUGAGUACAUCGUGGUUGACCGCAAGUUUUUGGGCACGAGGGUACCACAGCAAUCGGCGUCACGGCCGAUUCGACGGCCUUUGGGAGACGAAGCUAGCGUCCCGUCGAAACGCUCAUGCACACAAACAAACGAACGGAGAAUCCUGUCGUCGUCACUUUCCACUCUGGAUCGCGUGCUAAAGAAAUGCGCAGAGUGCAUCCCGGAUGAUCGCCUGGCAAAGAGUGUGCACCUGCAAAAGCUGGUCAACAUUCUUGGAGGCAAAAACCCAGCAGAAGCAUAUGCAAACGAAGUCUUAGAUGGUAUACAUUAUGUCAAAUCAAUCUGUGCGAAGACUCAGGUCGAUUUUGGUCCCAGCGCAUUUUACUCCCCAUCAUUGAGGCAUCCCAUAGACUGCCUAAGCGAAACGGGCUCCAAAUUAAGCGCAGUGCUGGACAAGAAUGUUUUUGCGGACAACACACUGUACAGCCCGCAAACCGCUUUCAUGAUUCCCAAGAACAUCACCAUACAGCUGGCCAAACAGAAGGACGAGGCACUCAACGGAUCGGACGAAGAAGGCACUAGCCGAUUGCGCGUACCACGCAUGUCAAAUAGCAAGUUGGCACACUUCGUCGAGUCCUUGUGCGGUGUCGACUUCGACCAGAAAGUGAUACAGGAUUCACUUGAACAAAAUUCAAGGGAGUGCUGUGACCUGCGCUCGCUGAUUCAGCUCUGCCAGCGUGAAUCCGAGGGGGAGGUAGAGGGCGGCAGCGAGACAACGGCGGCCACUACCGAGUACUUCUCGAACACAUCAACUCAUGUGGGACACAUAGACGGAUUCAGCACCGCGUCGGUGACGUAUUACAAGAAUCGCGUACUACCGACCAACGCUAUGGAGUUCUAUCACAACACCACAAGCUGCGACUACAAGAAGGAGGGCAUGGUACGGAUGCAGGGCGAAGGACCCCUCGACGUACCCUUGGACACAUUUGCAACCUUCGACAAUCGUAGGCAGAACUUGGGCCACUACCUGGAGGCUAUCACCGCGCUGGACGUGCGUAUUAGGGAGAUACAGCGGAGGUCGGAGAAGAUGCACCGCGCGCUGCACCAAUAUUCACAGCAGCCGCACACGGACAGCGUGAACGACCUGCAGGAAGUCAUCAACCUGGAGACACUGUUAUUCGUCUGUGACACACUUAUGGAGACGAAACGUAGGCUGCACGAGGAGCUGCGGCGCAGAGUGCAGGAAGAAUUGGACAUGAUCAACCACAUUCUGCCAGAACCGCUGGCGGACUCGUUGACACGUAUAUUGUAUCCGAGCAUGAACUGUUAA